Messenger RNA from Pan troglodytes (chimpanzee), 1936 nucleotides. RefSeq names its product synaptotagmin like 1 (gene SYTL1). The transcript has 15 exons. Lineage: Eukaryota; Metazoa; Chordata; Mammalia; Primates; Hominidae. Gene Ontology annotation, molecular function: small GTPase binding; neurexin family protein binding. Bases 168 to 1856 code for a protein of 562 amino acids. Gene Ontology annotation, biological process: exocytosis; intracellular protein transport. Gene Ontology annotation, cellular component: exocytic vesicle; plasma membrane. The record is from RefSeq and is a predicted model, not a curated record.
AGCUGCUGGCUGGGCUGCCUGUUGAGUCAGCCUUCUUCCCUCACGGCUCUUCUCCCAGUCCCUGAAACUCGGCUGCCAGGGGAGCUGGAGCCACCUGCGAAGGUGUCCUCCCAUACUGGACCCCUACAGGAAGCUCCGUGUGCCCAGCUGGGGCACAGCCCCAGCUGAUGCCCCAGAGGGGCCACCCAUCGCAAGAGGGGCUUUGGGCUCUGCCCUCCCUCCCCAUGGCGCAUGGGCCAAAGCCUGAGACUGAAGGACUGUUGGACCUCAGCUUCCUGACAGAGGAGGAGCAGGAGGCCAUUGCUGGCGUCCUCCAACGAGAUGCCCACCUGCGCCAGCUGGAGGAGGGGCGGGUCAGCAAGCUCCGGGCCUCAGUGGCAGACCCUGGGCAGCUGAAGAUCCUGACAGGGGACUGGUUCCAGGAAGCACGCUCCCAGCGGCACCACAAUGCCCGCUUCGGCUCUGACCUUGUCCGAGCGUCUAUGCGCAGGAAGAAGAGCACCAGGGGAGACCAGGCUCCAGGCCACGACAGGGAGGCUGAGGCUGCUGUGAAAGAGAAGGAAGAGGGGCCAGAGCCCAGGCUCACCAUUGAUGAGGCCCCUCAGGAGAGGCUCAGGGAGACUGAGGGACCUGAUUUCCCAUCGCCUUCUGUCCCCCUAAAGGCUUCAGAUCCUGAGGAGGCGUCCCAGGCCCAGGAAGAUCCUGGCCAAGGAGACCAACAGGUCUGUGCCAAGGAGGCUGACCCGGAGCUGGAGCCCGCGUCGGGGGGAGAGCAGGAGCCGCGGCCCCAGCAAGCCCAGACCAAGGCCACGUCCCAGAUCCUGGAGAAUGGGGAGGAGGCCCCGGGGCCCGACCCCUCUCUCGACCGCAUGCUCAGCAGCAGCUCCUCGGUGUCCAGCCUUAACUCCUCCACGCUGAGCGGCAGCCAGAUGAGCCUGUCAGGCGACGCGGAGGCGGUGCAGGUCCGCGGCUCCGUGCACUUCGCGCUGCACUACGAGCCGGGCGCCGCCGAGCUGCGCGUGCACGUGAUCCAGUGCCAGGGCCUGGCCGCCGCCCGGCGCCGCCGCUCGGACCCCUACGUCAAAAGCUACCUCCUCCCGGAUAAGCAGAGCAAGCGCAAGACGGCGGUGAAGAAACGGAAUCUGAAUCCGGUUUUCAACGAGACUCUCCGGUACUCUGUCCCGCAGGCCGAGCUUCAGGGCCGCGUGCUGAGCCUGUCUGUGUGGCACCGCGAAAGCCUGGGUCGCAACAUCUUUCUGGGUGAAAUUGAAGUGCCCCUGGACACGUGGGACUGGGGCUCUGAGCCCACCUGGCUCCCCCUGCAGCCCCGGGUCCCACCCUCUCCCGACGACCUUCCGAGCCGCGGGUUACUCGCCCUGUCCCUCAAGUACGUCCCCGCCGGCUCCGAGGGCGCAGGACUGCCCCCGAGCGGGGAGCUGCACUUCUGGGUGAAGGAGGCUCGGGACCUCCUGCCGCUGCGGGCAGGAUCCCUGGACACUUACGUACAAUGCUUCGUGCUGCCUGAUGACAGCCGGGCCAGCCGCCAGUGUACAAGGGUUGUGCGACGCAGCCUCAGCCCUGUGUUCAAUCACACCAUGGUGUACGAUGGCUUUGGGCCUGCUGACCUGCGCCAGGCUUGUGCCGAGCUCUCCCUCUGGGACCAUGGGGCCCUGGCCAACCGCCAGCUGGGGGGCACACGCCUCAGCCUGGGCACCGGCAGCAGCUAUGGGCUGCAGGUGCCCUGGAUGGAUUCCACACCUGAGGAGAAGCAGCUGUGGCAAGCCCUCCUGGAGCAGCCGUGCGAGUGGGUGGAUGGCCUUCUACCCCUCAGAACCAACCUGGCCCCCAGGACGUAGCCCCACCAAGCCUCUCUCUCUGGACCCCCAUCUCAGGGCCUGCCCUUGGCUAAAGUCAAUAAAGUCUAUUCUAAGAGCAA